Molecule: messenger RNA, 1508 nt
Organism: Indicator indicator
Lineage: Eukaryota; Metazoa; Chordata; Aves; Piciformes; Indicatoridae
Gene: DIPK2B
Product: divergent protein kinase domain 2B
Exons: 5
Coding region: 63-1355 (430 amino acids)
Source: RefSeq, a predicted model, not a curated record
AAAGGAGACCGAAAGCAUAGAGAGGGGCAACUUGCAAAAGGCAGAGCUCUCCACUAUUGUAGAUGGGGCACUGGAUAUGUUGCCUUUGCUCCAGAGUUGCAGGUUCGUUGAUGCUGCUCCUGGUUUUGGCUCUGAGCUGUAACCCUUCCACAGCAGCAGCACCUUCUCCGUCUGCGCCCCACGUCAAACCCAGCUACACUUUUGGCCGGACUUUCCUGGGACUUGAUAAAUGCAACGCCUGCAUUGGGACAUCCAUUUGCAAGAAAUUCUUUAAAGAAGAAAUAAGGUUUGACACCUGGCUUUCUUCUCAUUUAAAGCUGCCCCCCAGCUACCUGCUCAGCUACUCAGGCAACUACACCGACGAUGCCAAGAGCUGGCGGCUGGUCGACAUCACCCGGCUGACCUCCAAGUACCAACACGACCGGGCUGACAAGCACAUCUGCACCUCCCUGCUGAAGACAAAGACCUGCAGCCUGGAGCGUGCCCUGCGCCGCACACACCGCUUCCAGAAAUGGCUGCGGGCCAAGCGCCUCACUCCUGACCUGGUCCAGGGCCUGCCUAGCCCAAUGCUGCGCUGCCCAUCCCAGCGUCUCCUGGACAGGAUAGUGCGGCGCUAUGCCGAGGUGCCGGACGCUGGCAGCAUCUACAUGGACCACCUCACUGACAGGGACAAGCUGCGCCUGUUGUACACCCUGUCAGUCAGUUCACAUCCCAUCUUGUUACAGAUCUUCCCUGAUGUGGAGGGAUGGCCCUUCCCUCGGUACCUGGGCUCCUGUGGGCGGCUGGUGGUCAGCGCCAGCACCCGGCCCCUUCGUGACUUCUAUGAUGCGGCCCCAGAGGUGGCUGCCGACCUGGCCCUCCAGCUUCUCGCCGUCCUCCGCUCCAUGGGCACCAACGACCUCAACUACUUCUUCUACUUCACCCACGUGGACGCUGGCACCUUCGGCGUGUUUAGCAACGGGCAUCUGUUCAUCCGGGAUGCCAGCACGCUGGGCAUCAUCGACAAGGAGGAAGGAAGCCAGCUGAUUGGUGACCAACAGGAGUACAAAGAUAUAUUUAGCUGUCUGACUGCGGACUGCCAGUCUGCGUUUGUGUCCUGUAACUCCAUCAAAGAGAAGCACAGCCUCGUCAUGGUGUGUCAAGAGCUUCUGCCUAAGCUGUUGAAGGGGAAAUUCCAGCAGCCUGUGCAGGAGAAGAUUGACAGCUUCCUGCAGCACUGUGCUGACAGCCUCGAUGAUGACCAGGGUGUCAACGAGGUGGUUGCAAAGUUAGCAGAACUCCUGAAACCUCUGCGGUCUUGCGAUUCCCGUUUCACCUACCGCUACCCUGACUGCAAAUACAGUGACAAAUACUGAUGGCUUUGGAGGAGGAGGACUCCCUUGGGAAGGACUAGUGUCAGCCCCCUGCCACUGUGGGAAGCAAGAAGGGACCAGAGUAGCUGGAAAAGAGCUGCACCAAAUCUGGGGCUUCCUCAUCAAGGCAGAGGAGGAGGGAACAAACCACACAUA